This is a messenger RNA of Hibiscus syriacus, 1570 nucleotides long. Its product is annotated as 2-carboxy-D-arabinitol-1-phosphatase. Bases 78 to 1505 code for a protein of 475 amino acids. Gene Ontology annotation, cellular component: cytoplasm. Gene Ontology annotation, molecular function: phosphatase activity. The record is from RefSeq and is a predicted model, not a curated record. The transcript has 9 exons. Lineage: Eukaryota; Viridiplantae; Streptophyta; Magnoliopsida; Malvales; Malvaceae.
CACGGCUCCAUCUUCUUCCUACAAAACGUCGAACUCCGUUCAUUGUCCGAUCAUCAUCGAGUCUCCAAGAGGUCAACAUGUCGCCGUCUUCUUCUUCGCCGCCGACGAUGGCGGAAGAGAGGGAGCUGAGAUCGGAACUUCAAGCGUCGGUUACGUUUCCUCCGAUAAAAGCAGCGAAGAGAGUAGUGCUGGUGAGGCAUGGGCAGAGCACGUGGAACGAGGAAGGCAGGAUCCAAGGGAGCUCCAACUUCUCUGUUUUGACAAAGAAAGGCGAAGCUCAGGCUGAAACUUCCCGCCAAAUGCUCAUCGAUGACUCCUUUGAUGUUUGCUUCUCCAGCCCCCUCAUUCGGUCGAAAAGAACAGCUGAAAUCAUAUGGGGGACUCGAGAAUACGAGAUUUUAACAGACUCUGAUUUGAGAGAAAUUGAUCUUUAUUCAUUUCAAGGCCUCUUAAAGCAUGAGGGGAAGGCAAAGUUCGGUCCAGCUUAUCAACAAUGGCAGGUUGAUGCUGCAAACUUCAACAUUGAUGGUCAUUAUCCCGUCAGAGAGUUGUGGGGGCGUGCCCGAAAUUGCUGGGAUAAAAUCCUUGCUCAUGAAAGCAAGUCUGUUCUUGUGGUUGCUCACAAUGCUGUUAACCAAGCUCUAGUUGCAACAGCAAUUGGACUGGGAACAGAAUACUUCAGGAUUUUGCUUCAGAGCAAUUGUGGUGUAAGUGUGCUUGAUUUUGUCCCGUGCCCAGAGGGAGGGUCUCCAUAUAUCUGUCUCAAUCGUUUAAACCAGACACCGGGUUCUCCUGUUGCUUCUGGGGCCGGAAGAAAGACAAGUAAGCGGAUCAUACUUGUUUGUCAGGGAUCCACACAGGAUACAGAGGCUACUGCUGCUGGCUUAGGUGAUCAACCAAUGAACAUGCUUGGGGUUAUACAGGCCCAGAAAACUGCAGAGUUGCUUCUUGAUCUGAAAGUGAGUGCCAUAGUUAGCAGCCCAAAGAAUGCCUGUGCCGAGACAGCAAAUAUUAUCUCCCAAGUGCAAGAAGCUGCCGAUUGCUUGGGUGCUGAUUGUGUUCCUCGGUAUGUAGAGAUGAAGAGAAUACCGGACCUUGAUGUUGCCGAACUCUUUCAGCCAUCUACAAAGGACACAACUGAACUUUUAUCUCUACGCCCUGGUUGGUCAAAUGGAUUAGAAGACGGAGUCACGUCGACACUACAAGAGCAAUCCGGGCAAGCCUGGCGUUCAUUGCUGGCCGAACUAUCUGAUGAGUCCGAGGAAGAAAAAGUCAUUGUUGCUGUAGCUCACCCCAUAGCUCAUAUAGCAUUGAUAGGACACUGCCUGAAAGUGACAAAAGAAUGGCUGGGAUCAUUCCAUCUUGAUGCGGGGAGCAUCAGUGUCAUUGAUUUCCCAGACGGACCAACCGGUAGAGGCGUAAUCCGGUGCAUAAACUACACUGCCCAUCUAGGGAGAUGGUCUAUACCAAUUACAAGAUCGACGGUGGACGAUGAUUCAUUUUGAUUGUGAACAUGUAUAGAUCCCACAUACAUAUCAGCUAAAAGAUACUUCGGUAGUGAUACUGUAUA